This is a messenger RNA of Notothenia coriiceps (black rockcod), 4591 nucleotides long. RefSeq names its product zinc finger, MIZ-type containing 2 (gene zmiz2). Gene Ontology annotation, molecular function: SUMO ligase activity; zinc ion binding. Gene Ontology annotation, biological process: protein sumoylation; regulation of transcription by RNA polymerase II. Gene Ontology annotation, cellular component: chromatin. NCBI's taxonomy places the organism in Eukaryota, Metazoa, Chordata, Actinopteri, Perciformes, Nototheniidae. The transcript is spliced from 20 exons. The coding region runs from base 568 to 3006 and encodes 812 amino acids. The record is from RefSeq and is a predicted model, not a curated record.
CCUUUCUCUGUGGGAGACAUUAGCCCUUGUGAUCUCAUGAAUAUAUUAUAGAGGGUCAUUGUGCAAUGAGGAAGGUAUUGCUGAGCUGCCAGGUUAUUAUGGCUUGCCCCAAGCACAGACUGCAACACGCUUAUUCUAAUUGACUCGGAUAGCUCAUAGUUAGUCACUGUUCAUAAUUUAUAGUUAGCAAUAAAUAAGGGUAGCACAAUAACAUUUGAAGUGUUAUUUAUAGUAUACUUACUAUUCAAGAGGCUGGUGUGUGAUAACAAAAUACAAAUAUAUUAUUAAUGUUCGACCACACGGUAAUCAAGCAGCCUUGUCUUGUUAGCCGGGACUGCGACACUAGCUAGCUAGCUAGCCGAGUGGCUAACCGUCUACAAUCAAGCGGCACUUCAUCGUCUGGCAGCUUGAGCAGGCAAAAGUGAUGGAUAACAUGAAGAGACAGAGAGAGGCUGCACUCCUCCAUAGCAUGCACACUGCUGAGAUGCUUUGUUCUGCUUUGUACUGCUGCAAAUGGCUGCCUCUUGAGGACUGUGGGGGCUCUGUAAUGAUCCCCCCGUUCAUCCGAUGAACCCCCUCAACUCCAUGAAACCCUCCCUGCCUCUCAAUCCACAAAGCAGUGACGGCCCCUUCCUGAAUGACCCAGUCUCCUGGCAACCAGGAACCAAUCAGCACCCAGGAUCUCUCUCUGUAGUAACCACAGUGUGGGGCGUGACCAAUCCCACACACAGCCAGGUGUUCUGUUCACCCAUGGGUCCGGGUGAGAGCUCUGGCGGUCACAUGAUGCCUGGCGGUGGUCCUGGUAUGGGUCCCGGCAUGGGGUCCCAGUUCAUGGGCCAGCACUCGUACGGAGACGCUAUCUCCAAAGGAUACGGCCAGCCAAUCAUGUACGGACGUCCCAACCCGGCUUACAACCCGGCCUCGGGGUACGGAGGAAGUUACUCUGGUAACGGUGGAGGUGCCGGUAUGGGCAUCCGUCCUCCCUCAGACUUCACUCAGGCUGCUGCGGCUGCUGUUGCCGCCGCCGCAGCCACAGCAACUGCCACUGCUACGGCAACUGUUGCGGCAAUACAAGAGAAACAGCACCAGGAGAUGAGCUAUGGCCAGAUGGGUGGAGCAUCCUCUUACAGCACCCAGUUCCUGUCUCAUGCGGGCCCCCGCGGUCCUCCAGGGAUGGUCUCUUCCAGGCCCGGACCUCCACCUUCCACCGCAGGCCUGUAUCCCACCCACCCCCACCAGGCUCAGAAGAUGCCCCAGCACGGAGGCUAUCCCGGGCCCCAGCAGGGGCUCAAACGCCCGUAUCACUCAGAGUCGGAGCCAUUCAAUGGUCAGGGCAGCCUGCCAUCUGGAGGAGCAGGAGGAUACAAUGCCUUCACACAGGCUGCAGUCAACGGGCCAGGUCGGGGUGGAGUGAUGCCCGGAUAUCCCAGCUCUCCCAUGGGAGGGAAUCCCACGCCUCCCAUGACACCCGGGACGUCAAUACCCCCAUACCUGUCCCCGGGCCAGGACACAAAACCCCCCUACCUCCCACCGGACAUCAAACCCAACAUAAACGCCCAGCAGAUCUCUACAGGUAACCCGAGUGACGACCUGCGUCUGACGUUCCCGGUACGAGACGGCGUCGUGUUGGAGCCGUUCAGACUGGAGCACAACCUGGCCGUCAGUAACCACGCCUUCCAGCUGAGAGACUCUGUGUACAAAACACUCAUGUUGAGGCCGGACCUGGAGUUGCAGUUUAAAUGCUACCACCACGAGGACCGACAGAUGAACACAAACUGGCCUGCAUCCGUUCAAGUCAGUGUCAAUGCAACUCCUCUGUGCAUUGAAAGAGGGGACAACAAAACCUCCCACAAGCCCUUGUACCUGAAGACUGUGUGUCAACCGGGACGUAACACAGUGCAGAUCACAGUAACCGCCUGCUGCUGUUCGCACCUGUUUGUGUUACAGUUGGUCCACCGGCCGUCCGUCAGGUCUGUCCUGCAGGGUUUGAUGAAGAAGAGACUCCUGCCUGCCGAGCACUGCAUCACCAAGAUAAAGAGAAAUUUCAGUAGCGGUACGAUCCCCGGGACCCCUGGUUUGAACGGAGAGGACGGCGUAGAGCAGACGGCAAUCAAAGUUUCCCUCAAAUGUCCGAUCACGUUCAGACGAAUCCAGCUGCCAGCCAGGGGGCACGACUGCAGACACAUACAGUGUUUUGACCUGGAGUCCUAUUUGCAGCUUAAUUGUGAAAGAGGGACCUGGAGAUGUCCUGUGUGCAAUAAAUCAGCUUUGCUAGAAGGACUGGAGGUGGACCAGUACAUGCUCGGGAUUCUCGUCUACAUCCAGAACUCAGAGUAUGAGGAGAUCACCAUAGACCCGGUGUGUGGCUGGAGGCCGGUGCCUGUAAAACCAGACCUGCACAUAAAGGAGGAGCCGGACGGCCCGGUGCUGAAGCGCUGCCGGACCGUCAGCCCGAGUCACAUGGUGCUGCCUAACGUGAUGGAGAUGAUUGCCGCUCUGGGCCCCGCGUCGUCCCCCUACCACAGUCUGUCUGCAGGGGGCAGGAACACCCCCGACUACAACCGGCCAGGGAGCCAGGGAUUCUCCGGCCAAGGAGGCUUCUCAGACUUCCCCAACACUCCCGGCACCCCGACACUGGGAGAGUACUCCUCCUCCUCCGGACCUCCCCUCCCCUAUCAGUCGGAGCAGACGUCUCAUCCUGGACGAAUGGAACACGGCCAUAACAUCCUGCAGCAGCACAGCUCAGGUGUCCAUGGAAACCAGAGUCUCGGAGACGCCGGCAGUCCACUGUCGCAGCGGAACAUCAACACCCAGAAUUCCCGGCUGCAGAACGAAGGCCCCUUCGUUCUGGGAGGCCCUGGAGCCCCCGGGGGGGACGCGGCCGACCAUGCACUAGACCUUCUUCCUGAGCUGACCAACCCGGACGAGCUGCUGUCCUACCUGGGCCCCCCGGACCUUCCCAACAACAGCAGUGAUGACCUGCUGUCUCUCUUUGAGAACAACUGACCCCCUCUAGUCAUCUUCCAGCCUCUGCUUCCCACGGUGCUGUAGCCUGGCCCUCAUUGGCUAAAGCCAGCACUGUCUCUAUGGGUGCCCUCUUCUGUGUGUGAGUGUGCAUGAAUGUGUGAGUGUGUGAGAGUGUGUAUAUGAUUGCGUUUUUGAGUAUCUUUUUUUUUGUAAGUGUCCUGCUGUAAAUUCAUUCAUUGCAGUAUACAGGAACCGGAGGGAACAUGCUUCACAUGUGAUCACUGUCUUUCAUGAAGAAUAUAACAGUACAAACUGUAGGCACUGACUCUGCAGACCAGCAUUUUAAACUAUAGCACAAACCACAGGGUGAAGGAUUUAAAUAUACAGUAUUUAAUUCAUAGAUUGUAAUAGUUAGAAGUGGAGGAUAAUGGAAGAUAGGGUGUGUUUAUAAGGAGUUAUAAGACGCAUUAAUACAGUGGUUCCCAAAUGUUUCUGUCGCUAUUUUGCACACAUGCACAUUCCUGGUAAAUUACUUCGUAGCUCGACAACCGGAUUUCAACUGUUUUCUUUGAGAUGACAGUUUCCAGAGUUGUAAAAUCCUUCCUCAAUAUAUAUUGAACAGCAGUAAACCCCUCCAACCCUCUACCGCGUUGGGGACCACUGCAUUAAGGGAUAUUCUUUACUUUUCGUAUUGUCAACGACUCCAAUGUAAAGAACUAACAUUAUAUGAAUCCAUCUUUCAAUGCUAAAUGACUUCCUGUCUGUGGUGCAGAUCUUGAGAAACAGAUCCUUAAUUGUCAAUGCAAUUCAAGGACAGCAAAAUCAGUAAAAACAUCUAUAUUUUUAUGUUUUAAAAAAAGCUAAGUUAUUUCUUCAAACAGCUGGUAAUCAAAUACAAUGCAGGAAAUAAGGCAUUUGUGAGGGACUAUUUUCAGCAGUAUUCGGGUGUUUUUGGACAACAAUCGAGCUCUAUGGCACAUACCAAGGUGUAUCGAGCUUUAAUACACACACAAUACUUGUUAGUAGAUACCAUUUCUGUUGAUAUGGGCUUUAUUGACAAUAAGGAAACACAGAGCAUCACUAGACUUUGUUCACAAUGAUGUAAGAUAAGGGCAGUGGUCACUUUUUUUUUUUCUUUGUGUUCAGUCCAAUGGCAGAGUAAACGAAAAGAUCCGAGGGGCCUCCUCACCUAAGGACAAACUAAGCCCAGCCUAUGAAGGCGGGGCCCAGAUGUAAAAUAGACAUUUUUUUAAUUCAUGAAGUUUGGGAGCAGGCUGAGGUUCAUUGUAUCUCUGACAUCCUUCAGCACUGUGAAAUAUAUUAAAGCUCCCAUCUUUCCCUCGGUUUGUUUUCACCUUCCUAUGAAGGGUUUUUCAAGCAUCUGUAAAUGAGUACAGCUGUGUGUCGUGGCAUUUUCUGCCAUUUGAAAGCUAGUAUGUUUUAAAAUGGUUUCACAUGUAUAACCCAUCAUGACACGGGUUUAUGUACUGUAUAAUCAGCUGUUUUCAUUAGAGAACGUGUGUGUAUCAAAUGAAUUGUUAAUCAUGGUAAUUGUAAUGUUAUUUAGUUGGAUAAUGGAUCAUUGUUGGCACUGUAUACAUACUGUAUGUUAGAAGAUUAUAAA